AAUAUGGAAAGUACUUUCCAACUUUAAAAUUUAUUCAAAAGUAUAAACUUGAACAUUCAAAUAAUCAUAAAUACCAAGGUUCUAAUUCCAACCUUUCACUUUCUAAUUCUGCAAUGUAUAAAGAUUUUGUUUACUUACAAGAAUUGUGUGAAGAAAUUGAGUUUAAACGAAGCUUUUCUGAUAGUGAGACUCUUAAAUAA
Messenger RNA from Dentiscutata erythropus, 200 nucleotides. NCBI's taxonomy places the organism in Eukaryota, Fungi, Glomeromycota, Glomeromycetes, Diversisporales, Gigasporaceae. The record is from the annotation of a GenBank genome assembly.